AUUAUUAACAAUUUACAUACAGAAAUGUUACAAUUUCUUUUAUUAUUCUCUAUUGUGGAUUUAUCAUCAAGUUUAUUAAACUGGAAUGAUAUUCUGAGUGGAAGUCAUCAAAAUCGAAUUGAUGACAAGAAUGGAGAGUGGCAAUUUUCCAAGAGAGGAAAAUUUAAAGGAUCUCAAUAUGAUGUAUGUCGAACAAAGGAAUGUUUUAAAAUUGCCGCAGAAUUUUGGCAAAGCAUGAAUAAAUCUGUCGAUCCUUGUGAAGAUUUCUAUGAAUAUGCAUGCGGCAGUUAUAAAAUUUACAAUCCAAUUCCGCCCAGUGAAAUGUUAUGGAGUCCUAUUAUCAAAAUGCAAAAAGAAGUACAUAAUAAAAUUCGGGAUAUUUUGGAGGAGGACAUAAAACCAAGCGAUAUUUUACCUGUAAAGCAAGUGAAAAAGUUUUAUCAGUCAUGCAUGGAUACAGAUGCUAUAGAGAAAAUAGGAAUAAAACCUUUAGAUGCAAUUUUAACACAAAACGGUGGAUGGCCAAUGGCAAUGGAGCCAAUUGAAUGGAAUCAGGAAGAAUUUUCUUGGAAGCAAAUACAUGAUUAUUACACUCAAUUAGCAAAUGUUUCACCAUUAUACCAAAUUUCAGUAGAUACUGAUAGUAAAAAAAUUGUUAAUGCAUCUGAUAAAGUGAAUAAUAAUGAAAAAAUUAAAAUCAUAAAAUUGUAUAGACCAAACUUGCCGACUGUUCUUUUCGAUCCAAAUGAGUCGUUUGAUAGACAAAAGAUUUAUGACGAUGGCAGUUAUGCAAAAUUCAUUGUUCAAGUUGCUAAAAUAUUUGCCAAAGAAAGAGAAGCGAAUGUUGACGAAGAACAAUUGGAAAAGGACGCGCAAGAUAUUAUUAAACUGGAAAAAUUAAUACACAACAAUAAGUUUAAAAAUUACUCAAUUGUUCACUUUACUUUGCAAGAAUUUCAAGAUUAUUAUGAUGAGGAAAGUAAAAAAACUAAAGACUCGAGGAUAAAUUGGAGAAAAACAAUUAUGGAUCUUUUUUCGAUAGCUAACAUUCAUUUGGAUGAUACCCAAAUUGUUUCGGUGGUACCAUUUAUAUUUUUUAAAACUCUUUCUAACAUUCUCAAUGAAAUAAAUCCUCGUACAAUAGUAAAUUAUCUUCACUGGCAUUUUUUGACUAACAUGUUGCCUUACACACAUUCGAGAAUUCAAGAAUUGAUCUAUGAAUUUAAAAAGAAAGAAGCCGGGGUAAAAGAAGAAACACCAAGAUGGCGAACGUGUGUGAAAAAUGUGGGAAUGAGAGACGCGAUUUCUUAUAUGUUUGUCAAAACAUAUUUCCAAGACAAAAUGAAAAUCGAUACUGAAAAAAUGAUUUCUUCCAUAAAAAGUGCAAUGACGAAACAUAUUUUAAAAGCUGAUUGGUUGGAUGACAGUAUUAGGAAAAUGGCAUUUCAAAAAUUAAAGAAACUGCAACACAAUAUCGGAUAUCCCGAUUGGUACAACAAUGUAACGGCGGUUAAUAAUUUUUAUCGUGGUCUACCAAUUGGACAAGACUUUUUCACUAAUAUUUUAAGUCAAGAGAAAUUUUCUUUAAAACAAACUUUAAGAAGCCUUCACAGUAAACCCAAGACAAAUGUAUGGUUUCUGAAGCCAAUUGUUGUGAAUGCUGUCUAUUUGCAAAGUGCAAACUCGAUAACUAUUCCGGCUGCUGAUUUUCAACUCCCUUUAUUUACACCUGAACAAAUUGAGGCAAUUAAUUAUGGAGCUCUGGGUAUGGUAGUAGCUCAUGAAAUGUCUCAUGGUUUCGACGAUUCAAGCAUCCAAUAUGACUCAGAAGGAAACAAAAUUAAAUGGCCAACAGAAGUGAAAGAAGCUUAUGAUAACAGAGCAAAAUGUUUUGUUAACCAAUUCAAUGAUAUCAAUUUCAAUAAAUCAAUAGAGGAAGAUUCACCCGAAAAUAUAGGCAAAAUGAAACUAGGUGAAAAUAUUGCUGAUACUUUGGGAAUCGACGUAUCAUUUGAUGCUUUUGAAAUUCUCGAGAAGGAGAAAAAACAAGCAAGACUUCCUGGUUUUGAAGACAUUACUAGUGAUCAACUAUUCUUCUUGUCAUUCGCAAAAUUGUACUGUGAAAAUGCAACACCAGAAUUUGAAUCAAUGUCAGUGAAAUAUGAUACUCACGGUUCAGGACGUUAUCGAGUGACAGCAUCACUUAAAAACUCGGAGGGUUUUUCAAAAUCUUUCAAUUGCCGCGUUCAAAGUCUAAUGAAUCCUAAAAAUAAGUGUAAACUCUGGAAGUAAAAAUAAAAUAUUAAGAUUAAGGUUUUUUUCCGUAUAAAGAAACAUGUGAAAACUGUUUUUCUAUAAUUAUAUAACAUAAUUUAUUAAAUAGUUACAAGUGUA
Molecule: messenger RNA, 2394 nt
Organism: Leptopilina heterotoma
Lineage: Eukaryota; Metazoa; Arthropoda; Insecta; Hymenoptera; Figitidae
Product: neprilysin-like
Exons: 18
Coding region: 25-2292 (755 amino acids)
Biological process (GO): protein processing
Cellular component (GO): plasma membrane
Molecular function (GO): metalloendopeptidase activity
Source: RefSeq, a predicted model, not a curated record